Molecule: messenger RNA, 711 nt
Organism: Pestalotiopsis fici W106-1
Lineage: Eukaryota; Fungi; Ascomycota; Sordariomycetes; Amphisphaeriales; Sporocadaceae
Exons: 3
Coding region: 1-711 (236 amino acids)
Source: RefSeq, a predicted model, not a curated record
AUGUCUGCUGUUUGGUCUGAACUCUCUCACUACGCAGAUUGCAUGCGCCCCGACCCAGACUCGGCAAGGCUUGUCCGAAUGCAGCGGGUCAUCACUGGCUACAUUCCAGUCGCCCAACUCUACGAUGAUGGAAUCGAGUUCCUUCACCCUGAUGUUAUCUCGGAUGGAAGCUACGCUGGCCCGUCACGUCGCAAGAUUGCAGUUGUCCCCUCGCAGCUCGCCGAGCGUUUAGCCAACGUCGCACACAACGCCCCCAAUGGCCAAGCCGACGUCGCUGUUCGCCGCUACAUGGACCAGUUUGUCGAUUACAGCACCUUGAUCGACAUUACGCUCGAGGAGGAGAACGAGCUCAGACAGUCCUUGGGAGCCCCUGCCACCUAUCCCACAAACCACCUGCUGCUUGAGAACUUCUCGAAGAUGCCUAGGGUCUACAAGCUCUGGGCUCCCAUGGCCACAACUGUCAGCCUACACUCUGGCCAAGCAACAGUCGAAUUCAGGGACAACUUCAGCAGCCUCUUGAUCAGCGUUGGAGUCAAGGACAUGGAGACGUUCAAGGUCGAGCCAGCUCCGACUCCGACUGAAACGGAGCCCGAAGCCAAGCCCGGGCGACUUCGCCAGUUCCUUGGUUUGUUCUUCGCGUCCAGCGGCUCUUCAUCUUCUUGGAGCAGUGGUUACAGCACAGGCUACGGCAUGUACAGCAGUGAUUAUUGA